Molecule: messenger RNA, 4963 nt
Organism: Procambarus clarkii (red swamp crayfish)
Lineage: Eukaryota; Metazoa; Arthropoda; Malacostraca; Decapoda; Cambaridae
Source: RefSeq, a predicted model, not a curated record
CAGCAGAGGAACUGGUGUGAAGUGUAAGGUCAGGCAGAGCGUCAGUGUGUCGUGUGCCAGCAGGGCGAGCAGAGGCACUGUGCCUCAUCCCGCACGAUCACUCCCCUUAGCCCCGCACCAGACCCAACUUCGGCGUUAUUAAAGCCCCUCAGAUACUGCCAUUUCCAUUACGGGCUCACCAUAGCCCGUGCUACAUGGACACUUCGUUCUGAGUAGCUAAAUCUGAAACAACACCAACAAUGCCAUUUCUGCUCAAUAAUAAAAUCUUCGCAAAUCAUAGAAAACUACACAAAUGUAUUUGUGCUCCAAUAUAAGCUAAAGAAAUAUUACAGUAUAAAUUAAAGAAUUUAUCGGCGCUUUAUGACUCUUUGUAGUAAUUCUAGUGUCGCUGUUUGGCAAGAUUUAUGAAUUUACAAUAAAUUAUGUUGUGUACGACAAGUGUGUAACAAAAUUAAGUUCUCUAUUAAAGCAAAUAUGUGAUAUACAAUCGUACUCAGAGCUGAAAUAUAUAUAUAUAUACAUAUAUACUUGAGCAAAUCGUGUCUGGGUCAGGAAUACCUUAAUUGAUGUGUUGUCUAUAUAGCCAAAGGGCUGGUUAUGUACAUGUGGCUUCCCAUCCAAAUGAUAGCCAGACCCAACGAUGCUAACUUUGUCGAUCGAGUGAUGACUGGCCAUCCAAUGUUGAUUUAUUCCAUAACAAAAAUGUGGUGUUUGUGCAGUGUAUUCGUAAAUAGAAACUGGGAUAGCAUUGUGUGACCUGUGUACUGUGCUCUCUUCAUCUACACCAUGUACACCUGUGUACUAAGUUGUACACUAUGUGAAUUGUGUACUGAGAACUUUAAUAUACACCAUGCAGGCUGAGUACUAAGUUCUACACUAUGUGAGCUGUGUAUUGAGUACUCUAACGUACACCAUGUGAAUUGUGUACUAAGUUCUACACUAUGUGAGCUGUGUACUGAGUACUCUAAUGUACACCCUGUGAGUUGUGUAGUGAAAAGCUCUCAAUAUAAUACUAAAAAAAAUCAUAAUUUCACAACUCAUCACUCCUGUAGAACAUACAUCAGUGAGUACGAGACUGGACUGGUAAAUCAUCUGGGCUGCCUCGUGGAUUGUUGUGUGAUACGCAAAUGAUUGUACUCGCCACAUUACCGGGAAGUGGCUCAAGAAGCUUGCCUGUACGAGACGCGUCCACAAACAGAAAAGCAAAGGAAGUGUAGAAACCAUUUUCCAUGGAGGUAGAAUAGCUGGCCAGAAGACCUCUGGAAGGAAUUGCUGUUCAGCGCCUCCUCAAGAAGUCCCCCGAGGCGAGCUAAUAUAGCUGCUGGCUGUAGUUAAGAUUGUGGGAUAGGCAGGUCCUGCCAUGUAGGUUCGGAAAUAGUGUAAACAUUGGAUUGCUUGAAGGCAAUUUAAUCAGUGAAAAUAUUUCUUAGUGAUUAAUGAUUUUUUUUUUGUUGACUGGAGCACCACAGAUACAAAAUUGAUAAGCAACAUGACUUCAUGCAAUGUUUCAUGUAGUGAUGUCCGGGAUUUUCUUUUACUAACGUGUCCUCAAUAUGUUACCGUUUACUGACAAUAUAACUUGCCUCACAAGAUCCGCCUUAGAAAAUCCUGAGCGAUAUAUCUAUUGCCAUGAUGUUACGCAUGCGUAUGGCAGCAGGCCGUUAUCAGGGAUCAACUUGAGUGGCACUUGUGCGUCACCUCUCCCGGUGUUCAGGCCGAGCUCCUCACCCAACUCAUCCCUCCCUCCACAGCCGGUGGGGAUCUGCACUAUCACCGCACAUCUCCCCAGUCUACGUCACAGCCUUGACGAUGAUUCCAGCCAUCAAUGCUAAUCGCUCGGCCAUCUGGGAGAAGCACGUGCAUAGUCUCUUCGGCUUGAGAGACACGGAUUUUACUCAAGAGGGUCAAGAUGUGAGCCUGGAUGACACCCCGUUCAUCCUUCAGGGUCCAAGCCAUAAAGGCAAGCCGGACGACGGCUGGAAACAGGCUGCUCACACCCCUCUGCCCUACUGGAACAAAGGACAGCCUAUAGGCCAGCAAGCCACGACAGAUAAGACGUAUGUGUUGACUCCAAGGGCCGGCGCCAAUGGGAGAUGGCUGAUGAAGAAAUGGCCACACGCGGGAACCGCGGGUGUGGGAACAAGUGAAGGUGAUGAUGCGCACCAUAGUAAUGAAGGGCGCGCGGGCAACAUGAAUCAUUACUUAGGUUCAGGCAAGGAAACAAGUCAAAAUGCAGCUGGUAAACUUGGAAUUAGUUUUGCCGUUGAUACCUCAGGAAGCAGCGAGUCUCAGUGGUGGUUCAAGACCUCGAAUACAACGGGACCACUGCUUCUGGACGCCAGAAAUAACGCCACUGACUUAACCAAUGACACAGCGUGGAACUGGAGCGGCUACGACCCACCUUUUACCUUAAACGCGUCACUAACGUGUAGGAACGUUUCCUUGGAAGGUUCAGAGUGCGGCGUGGAAGCCGCGGCGCCGCUUAUCGUCACCCCGGAGAGUCUGGCGCUGUGUCUUCUGCUUCUCUUCUUCGCUGUCUCGACCAUUUUCGGGAACGGAUUAGUGAUAGUGGCCGUGGCCCGGGAACGAUACUUACACACAGUUACCAACUAUUUCAUCAUGUCAUUAGCAGUAGCUGACUGCCUAGUUGGAGCACUUGUCAUGCCUUUCAGUGCGCUUUAUGACUCGUUCGACUAUUGGCCAUUUGGACCUGAUUUUUGUGACGUGUGGCGAAGCUUCGACGUGCUGGCCUCGACGGCGUCGAUACUGAACCUUUGCGUGAUAUCACUUGACCGAUACUGGGCCAUCACGGACCCUUUCAGCUACCCAGGCCGGAUGUCACCCCGCCGGGCCUGCAUGCUCAUCGCUCUGGUGUGGGUCUGCUCGGCCUUAAUCUCCUUUCCAGCUAUUGCCUGGUGGCGGGCAGUGUCGGAACCGCACCCCGCCGGCGCCUGUCCCUUCACGGGGGAUCUCUCCUACCUCGUCUUCUCCUCUACCAUAAGUUUCUAUGGCCCGUUAUUUGUUAUGGUUUUCACCUAUUUCCGCAUCUACCGCGCGGCCACGGAACAAACUCGCUCUCUCAAGCUGGGCCAGAAGCUUGUGUCGUGUAUGGGCGACGGGGAAAUGGAACUGACUCUCCGGAUACAUCGUGGUGGUAUUGGGGCCAGUGGCAGCACCAGUAGCAACGGCACCAGCGUGCAUAGAGCCCAGUACCCGGGGGGCAAGACCUUCACUUGUUCGCAAGAAAAUGGCGGCUUGCCACUCGAGGAAGGCGAAUCGUGUCCCUUGGGAGCCUUACACGAAGGCACUUCCCCAGACAGUUCCACUAAAGUGGUCUCUCGUAACCUGAAAAAUUUCUCUAUAUCUCGCAAGUUAUGCAAGUUUGCCAAAGAGAAGAAGGCAGCUAAGACUCUGGGCAUAGUGAUGGGGGUGUUUAUCGUGUGUUGGCUGCCCUUCUUCGUCACCAACCUCCUGUCGGGGUUGUGUGGCGAGCGCUGCAUCCGGCAGCCGGCGCUGGUGGACGACGUCGUCACCUGGCUCGGAUGGAUCAACUCCGCUAUGAACCCCGUCAUCUACGCCUGUUGGGCCAAGGACUUCAGAAGGGCUUUCACUCGAAUUCUGUGUUCCUGCUGCCCUAGACGCUGUCGGAAACGAUAUCAAACGCGCUGGAAAGGUGGAAUAGCUCAGAUCAUAGUGACGCCCGUCGUCUCCACCCUCAACACAUCCUUCAUGCAAGCUGCUGGCUCUCGAUCCUACCCGUCGGGGUCUUACUCUCCUGUAGCGCCCGCCCUCGCCUCCGCCUUGGUCACGGCCACGGCAACACCCACGUCGUCUUAAGCCCCCAACACAAUCCGGGAGAUGGACGGCUUCCUCGCCCCUAGUGUGGUGGCCACAAUCCGGUAUACGGACGGCCUCCUCGCCCCCUAGUGUGGUGGCCACAAUCCGGUAUACGGACGGCCUCCUCGCCCCCUAGUGUGGUGGCCAUAAUCCGGUAUACGGACGGCCUCCUCGCCCCCUAGUGUGGUGGCCAUAAUCCGGUAUACGGAAGGACUCCUCGCCCCCUAGUGUGGUCGUCUCAAUCCGGUAAAUGGACGGCCUCCUCACCCCUAGUGUGGUGGCUACAAUCCGGUAGACGGACGGCCUCCUCACCUCUAGUGUAAUCGUCUCAAUCCGGUAGACAGACGGCCUCCUCACCCCCAUUGUGGUCGCCUCAUCCCUGUCAACCACACUUUUAAUAUCCCAAUGUUUUGAUCGGUUCACUCAGGCUCUUAACCUCGCUAAAACUCUUAAUACGAACACAACCACGGUCAUCACCUACCUCGCCAAACAUAUCAUCACCAACCCCAACCAUGAUUUUCGUCACAAUCAGAGUCAUAUGCUUUAGUCAUAGCUAUAGAAGCUGCUACAAUUCUGGCUAUAUUCCUAAUACUCGCGUGGGCUAUUUAUCCAGCGGGACCCCAUUAAUCCUCUUCCACCUGUAAGAUCUGUAUCUCGCCAGAUAUUCGUCUUACGACCAGCUAGCAAAACUAUUUAUACCGGCUCUCUCUAGCGCUCAGUACAGCGAAAUAUUUGUAAAUUCCCUCAAACUCGGUAUUCCACGAAGUAUACCUCUUCCAGAAAUCCCGUGUAAUUAAUUAUUUGACUUAAGAUCGAUUUCUUUCGCCCUUGACCGGAACUCUUCCUCAGGCGACACGACACAGUGCAGCUGUGUUAAGCUCUGACUCCUUAGAGCUGAGCUGAGUCCUGGUACUCGGCAGCUGUGUUUAACUCAGGCACCCAGCCACCGGGGUAAAAAUCCCUAGCACCCAACCACUGGGGUAAAAAUCCCUAGCACCCAACCACUGGGGUAAAAAUCCCUAGCACCCAACCACUGGGGUAAAAAUCCCUAGCACCCAACCACUGGGGUAAAAAUCCCUAGCACCCAACCACUGGGGUAAAAAUCCCUAGCACCCAACCACUGGGG